CCAGUCAAUCCUAAAGAUGCGCAUUCAAAGCACAUUAGCCUAAUUGCUGAAUUAAGUGAAUUGAUGCUGAAGUAGUAUAAAUGUCCCAUUUGAACGCUGUACUUUGCAUUUAAUCUUAAAGCACGUUUAGACCAAUGUCUUAGAUAAAAUGAGCAAGCCUACUAGGUCACCGGGGGUGGAAAGUGGAUCGAAGCUCUCGACCACUCUGUCCUCGACACGCGGGCAACACGAGUCAUCAGCUCAGAUGACAGCUGAUAAUGAGCAAAUGUCAAAGAGAGACCGUCAGUGUGACACAGCAGGUGAAACAACGACUAGUUUAACAAAGACAUCAGCAUCUGAUCAGCAUAUGAUGGGAGCUCCAGGCCAUAACUGCUCUGACUCACCUGAGGUAAUGGAGGUCCAGACAGUAGAUGGCAGAGUCAUCACCGUUGCCAACACAGUGACUCAAACAGACUGGGACUGGUUGGUACGCAGGCAGCAAAAAGACAGCUCCUCAGUGCAUCUGGUGGUUGAGGACCUUGUGGAAACACCAGCUGAAGAGUUAACAGCUGACCUUAGAGGACUUGUGAUUGCUCCAGAUUUUGAGAAUGUGGAGGAGAUGGAAAGGCAGCAAGAGAAGAAGCUAUAUGGAAUACCUGACGUGGGACCUCCCUCACUGCUGGCCUAUAGACCUGAGUCCAAACAGCCUCCGGUCCUGUACAAGAGCCCUGCUGUAUUGCGUCUGAGACAGCCAGAGAUGAGCACAGACAGCAUUCUGUGUGACUACUGCCACCAGCCGAGCGAGUCCUUCAUCAGUCGAGCGCAAUUAGAGAACACUCCUGAAUCAGAACCGCGUUUCUGCUGUGAGAGAGCCCAGGCGGUGAGGAUGCUGAUCCUGGAGGAGGAGAGGGCUCUGGCUGAUCUGGAGCUGGAUAAGAAAAUUGAUGUCGGUCCUCAUGCACCAUUCAUGAGUAAACACCAGAAAAGGGCGGCCAAGGAACGAGCGGAGCAAAGGUUGAGAGAAUUUGAGAUUCAAAGAGUGCAAACUCUUGGCAAUCAGAAAUGUUUUUUCUCAGGUGGCCAGCAGAUCAAAACAAUCUCCUACAGGCUGUCUAAUGGAGACUGGACCAUCCGUGAAGAGCCCGCAUUUCACCAAGUUGAUCCAGAGACGGGUGACUUUUUCAGUGUGCAGGGAGCAGCACCUGUGACAUACACGAAAAAAGUGCUUGUGAGGUCCUAUCCGGAUGCAGGCCCUUUCCUUACUGUAUUCCCAGAUGGAACUGGCAAUGUCUUUUACCCCUCUGGUUGCAUAGCUAUCUCAAUUUCUUCCGUCGGUGGAGGUGAUUUUACAUACACAGUCUUGGAGGACAGUCCAUCCCAACCUAAUAUACUGGCCAUCUUCACAUCCAGAGGGCACUCAACAUGCUAUCAUCCUAAUGGACUCAUUUGGGUGAAUCUGACCCAGCUUGAGGGGCUCCAGUGCAGUGAGGCUGGUGCUCUGAGACAGCGCUGGAGCUGGCAUGACCUUGAGCCGCACAUCCAUCCUCUCCCAUUCCAGCCUCUCUAUCUCUCCCUCAAUCCCUUUAUCAGCCUCCGCAUACUAACGCAGGAGCGCAUCCACCUCACCUUUAGCCACUGCACGUGCCGGGUGCGCUUCAAUGUGGGCGCCAAGCUCAAGCUUACGUACCCAGAAGGCCUAGCACUGCCAGGGCCAGACACCCUGCAGAAGCAUCUCCAAAUUAAAUGUCUGGAGAUUUACUCUCUCUUGGACAGAAUCCAGACACACAUCGCCUAUCAGCACAUGCCCAGUCACCAGAACAUAAAGCCCCUCUACGGACUCAUCGCCCAAAUGGAGAGACUGAGGAGACAGGUGGACCGGCAGACUCCACCAAGGAAGUUAAAAACGCCAGUGCCACCGAAAGAAGCAUAA
This is a messenger RNA of Sardina pilchardus (European sardine), 1909 nucleotides long. Its product is annotated as glutamate-rich protein 6-like. The coding region runs from base 149 to 1909 and encodes 586 amino acids. Lineage: Eukaryota; Metazoa; Chordata; Actinopteri; Clupeiformes; Clupeidae. The record is from RefSeq and is a predicted model, not a curated record. The transcript is spliced from 13 exons.